AAUAUAUAUUUUUGGUAAGUACGGUAAGUAAUAAUUAGGAAAAGGCAGUAUUAGUUCGUGAGACGAUAUAGGAGGAAAUGAGAUGUAAUUUUCUUUUAAGAAAGGGACUAGUACAAAUAUGAAAUUGGCGCCUUGUUGUAUACCUUCCAUAAAUAUUUAACAAAAAGUUCUGAAUGUGACCAUGAAUUAUGCACAAGCUCAAACCCAACAUCCGCUUCCGCCCUCUUAAACACCCACCACUUCGCCACUCCUCGGCCGCCGCCGCUGCCACCACCUCCACUACCAAGUCCUUCAAUGCCACCCUCCACCUCCUUUCCUCGGAAGGCUCCCACCAUCAUGUUUUACUCGCAUACAACUCCAUGCUCAAGUCCUCUAUACCUCCUGACCCAUUCACUUUCCCCUCUCUACUUAAAGCCUGCAUUUCUCUUAACCUCCUUCCCCACGGCCUUUUGCUACACCAACACAUAGUCGUUAAUGGGUUUUCUUCUGAUCCUUAUAUUGGAUCUUCCUUAAUCAGUUUUUAUUCCUCCUCUGGUCUUACAGAGCAUGCACGCAAGGUGUUUGAUACAAUGCCUGAGAGAAACAUUGUCCCGUGGACAACUGUUAUUGGGUGUUAUGCACGAACUGGUGAUUUUGUGCAUGCUUUUUACUUAUACAAUUCUAUGUUACAUGAAGGAAUAAAGCCGACUUCUGUUACGUUGCUGACUCUGCUUUCUGGAGUAUCAGAGAGCAUUCAUAUAGAGUGUUUGCAUGCCUGUAUUGUAAAAUAUGGUUUUCUGGGUCACAUUGCUCUGAUGAAUUCGAUGUUGAAUGUGUACGGUAAAUGUGGAAGAAUUGAGUAUGCCUGGAAGUUAUUCGAGCGGAUGGAUGAAAAAGAUAUUGUUUCUUGGAAUUCUUUAGUUUCAGGGUAUUCUUUAGUGGGGGACACGGAAGAAUUAUUGAGGCUAAUGUAUAGAAUGAGGUCGGAAAAUACAUGGCCCGAUCAUCAAACAUAUGGGGCGUUAGUUUCUGCUAUUGCAAAAGAGGGUAGUGCUGAAUUUGGAAAAGUGGUGCAUGGACAGAUAGUUGUUGCUGGAUUUGAAUUAGAUGUGCAUCUUGAGACGUCACUUAUUUUUAUGUAUUUAAAAUGUAGCAACAUGCAUUAUACGUUUAAGCUUUUCGAGAGAGCAAAAGAUAAAGAUGUAGUUUUGUGGACGACUAUUAUCUCAGGACUUGUUCAAAAUGAACGUGCAGAUAGAGCACUUGAAAUGUUUCAAAGCAUGUUGUGUAGUAGAACUGAACCUUCUACAACUACCAUAGCAAGUGCACUUGCAGCUUGUGCUCAAUUAGGUUCGUUGAAAGUAGGAACUUCUAUACAUGGCUACACGUUGAGGCAAAGAAUGGCCAUUAACACUCCUGCUCAAAAUUCUCUUAUCAGUAUGUAUUCAAAAUGUGGCUAUUUGAAGCAAGCUCUUAUUGUUUUUCGUAUGAUAAAGAACAGAGAUGUGGUCUCCUGGAAUGCAAUUGUUGCAGGGAAUGCCCAGAACGGGCAUCUAUCAAUGGCCAUGCAUCUGUUUAAUGAAAUGAGGAUAGCUCAUCAAAGACCUGAUUCAGUAACAGUGGUCUGCCUUCUUCAAAUUUGUGCCUCAAUUGGAGCAUAUCAGCAAGGGAAGUGGAUCCACAAUCUUGUUCUAAGGAGCUAUCUUGAACCUUGCGUCAAGAUAGGUACAGCUUUGGUUGAUAUGUACUGCAAAUGUGGUGAUUUAGACAGUGCAAGGAAGUGUUUUGACAGGGUCAUAGAAUGUGAUCUCAUUUUAUGGAGCACAAUUAUUUCUGGAUAUGGCAGUCAUGGCGAAGGGGAGAGUGCCCUGGCAUUGUAUACAGAGCUUGUGCAAAGUGGUCUUACACCAAACAGUGUUAUUUUCUUAUCUGUUCUUUAUGCAUGUAGUCACAAUGGACUUGUUGACCAAGGUUUGGACUUGUUUGAUUCUAUGGCAAGGGAUUUUAAAAUAGAACCUGAACUCGAACAUUGUGCAUGUAUAGUUGACCUACUUUGUCGAGCCGGUAGGGUGAAAGAUGCAUACAACUUCUAUAAGAUGAAAUUUCCAGAACCAAUGGCCAAUGCUUUGGGUAUAGUUCUUGAUGCUUGCAAAACAAAAGCCCUGGUAGAACUUAGGGAUGCUGUUGCCAAAGAAAUCUCAGAGUUGGAUAAUGAGGACGCUGGAAAGUAUGUGCAGUUGGCUCAUAGUUAUGCUUCAAUGGCCCAGUGGGAGGGCGUUGGUAAGACCUGGGUCCAGAUGAAAGAACUUGGGCUCAAAAAGCUUCCUGGUUGGAGUUUUAUUGACUUACAUGGAGUAAUAACAACUUUUUUCAUGGGCCAAACCUCUCAUCCUCAGCAGGAAGAUAUAAUGUUGGUUCUGAAGAAUCUGAAUGAGGAGAUUAGUGAAAGGGUAAUCAUGUCAAACGUAGAUAAUAUAUCAUAAGCACUUAUGUACGACAUCUUCUCCCUGCAGUUUUUCCAUUGGGGAUCACUGAUGUUUAAAACUUGGUGAAACCUGGGGAGAAGCCAGGAGGAGGUACCCGACAGUAAAUGUCAAUUUGUUCAGUACGUCCUUGUGGUGCUACAUCUUGAGCAAGAUGUGAUUGGCAUCCACUGUUGCAGCUAAAUCUAGUGUUGAACCAGAUGGGUGUGUGGAACUCAUCAAACAUGUUACUUCAAACUGCCCUAAUCUUGAAUUUUUUAGCUGAUGACCAUUGGAAUGCCAGAUUAUACGUCAAUUCCUGAGAACUUUAAGACUUAGCAAGAUGUAGAAAUGAGGUCUCCAAGGCACUAGAAUAUCUGAAGAACAAUGUGAGCUGUCAAUGGGCAUGCCUGGCGACUUUGAACUUGCUGUGAGUGACCUGAUUCACUAAGGCACAUCAUACCAUUAAUAGGCAUAGAAGGACCUUGAAUGGCAUGGGUUCUCUACGGAUCAUGCGGCAAUUUGGUUACACCACGUAUAUUUAUCUAUUCAUAAAGUAAAUAUGGUUUAGUAUUUUAAGCCGAGGGUUAGCCUCUCUAUCUCUAUGAGGUAGGGUAAGGUCCCGUACACUCUACCCUACCCUCCGCUGACCCCAUUUGUGGGAUUAUACCGGGUAUGUAUGUUGUUGUUGUAGUAUGGUUAGAUGUCUCUAUCUCUACGAGGUAGGGGAAAGGUCUGUAUACACUCUACCCUUCCCAGACCCCAUUUGUGGGAUUAUACUGCAUAUGUUGUUGUUGUAGUAUGGUUUAUUAG
Messenger RNA from Capsicum annuum, 3254 nucleotides. Its product is annotated as pentatricopeptide repeat-containing protein At4g04370. The transcript is spliced from 2 exons. Gene Ontology annotation, biological process: RNA modification. Gene Ontology annotation, cellular component: intracellular membrane-bounded organelle. The record is from RefSeq and is a predicted model, not a curated record. Lineage: Eukaryota; Viridiplantae; Streptophyta; Magnoliopsida; Solanales; Solanaceae. The coding region runs from base 189 to 2462 and encodes 757 amino acids. Gene Ontology annotation, molecular function: protein binding; RNA binding.